AUGGCGCCUCUGCUUCCCCACGCUAAUUUCUGGACGAGCAGGCAUGACGCUGAGGCAUUACCUUCGCCAACCAACGUCAUCCCAUUCGCUGGUCGCAUUGGUGCCAAUCAAGAGUUCUCAUUGGAAAAAAACAAUUGUACGCAAAUAGAAUUGUUGCAGAAGUUUCCGGAUGCUGCUCCGUGGAUCCCCUUACGAGAUUCCCUGUCUUUGCGACCGCUCCUAGAGGCAGUGCUGUGGAAGGCCGCUGUUGUCGAAGCUAUAGGGACGUGCUUGCUUGUAUACUUGACCUGCUUCGUCGCCGUGGGCCUGGGGCAGAUGGUGAAUGUUUUCGCGUCUGGUGCGCUUGUUCCUAGCCUCCUUGGCGGGCUAACGGCUAUCCUGAUCCUUCCUUUGUUCAUUUUCGCUACUGGACCGGUUUCUGGAGCCCACCUCAACCCGGCGAUUACUUUUGCCACAUUCUUUGCCCGUCUAGCAACGCUGCCGCGAUGCAUUCUGUACGUCGGAUUCCAGACGUUUGGAGGGGCUAUGGCAGGCUUGCUCUUGAGAGCGAGUUUCGACACAAGAUCUUUCAGCGUACCAGGUUGCUAUUUUGAUUCCACAAUAGUCUCGACGGGCAGUGCAUUCGCUAUAGAAUUCAUCACAGAUUUCGCUCUGAUCUUUUUGUCGUUCGGUGUUGGUCUUGACCCUCGACAACGCUCCGUAUUCGGGCCAGCUUUGGGCCCUAUCUUUGUCGGUCUCGUUUUGGGAAUGUGCACUUUUGUGACUGGAUUUAGUCGUGUUGGGUAUACUGGAUUCUCUGGAAACCCUGCGCGGUGCUUCGGGGCAAUGGUUGGCUCACAUUUCGCUCCUUACCAUUGGAUCUAUUGGGUCGCGCCAUUGAGUGCGUCGGCCAUCCACGGGAUGGUGUAUUAUCUUGUUCCGCCCUAUUCUCGAACGAGAGCCUCAUGUGUGAGCGGCGGCACAUAG
Messenger RNA from Trichoderma virens Gv29-8, 966 nucleotides. RefSeq lists its product as uncharacterized. Gene Ontology annotation, cellular component: membrane. Gene Ontology annotation, molecular function: channel activity. Lineage: Eukaryota; Fungi; Ascomycota; Sordariomycetes; Hypocreales; Hypocreaceae. Bases 1 to 966 code for a protein of 321 amino acids. The transcript has 5 exons. Gene Ontology annotation, biological process: transmembrane transport. The record is from RefSeq and is a predicted model, not a curated record.